GCUUCCUAGAUAAUCAAAUCAAGUUUCAAGCCGUUACAAGGAAAGUCAAGAAUGACUUUUCUAUCACCAUUGCCUCCUCAGGUAUAAUUUUUAUUGUUAUUUUUUUAAAAAAUCUUAUGUAGGAGGGUAUAUUUAUUUUGAAAUAUCUCCCCUUUUGUGAGCUUUGGUUACUUAAUCAUGUCUCAUUCCAUACCACACAAUAACCGAUAAAUAUUGUGUCAACUUGCUAGGGGAAAAAAAAGCCAAAUAUUGUAAAAUCUACAGCUUGAAAUUUUAUUUUCAAUCUUCUCUAGUAGUUUCUAAAUUUUUUAAUUCUAGCACUUCAAUAUUUUAGAUAAACAUAUACACGUCAGAGGAUAUAAUCCAUAUCAAACCAAUAGCAUUCUUUCACAGCAGAUAACUAUCCAUCCUCUCAUCACAUAAAUAUCCACAAAUACACACCACUCAUUUAUACAAAGAAUCAAUCUUUUCCUUCACUACUCUAUCCACAACCUCACAUAUUAAAACCCCAUCAACCCCUUCUCACCUUUUCUUGAUUCCAAAUUUUCAAUCACAAAAGCAACCACCACCAUCAUAUCUAUUAACAAUGGCUACUGUUACCUCUGCUGCUGUUGCUAUUCCAUCUUUCACUGGCCUCAAGGCUGGUGCUUCCUCAUCUUCCAGAGUUAGCACAGCCUCCACCAAGGUGUCAGCUACCCCGGCUGCCAGAUUGGCCGUGAAGGCGUCUCUGAAAGACGUUGGUGCUGUUGUUGCUGCCACCGCUGCUAGCGCGAUGCUUGCUAGCAAUGCCAUGGCUAUGGAAGUGUUGCUUGGUAGCGAUGAUGGAGGUCUUGCUUUUGUUCCCGGAAACUUCAGCAUUAGCUCCGGUGAGAAAAUUACAUUCAAGAACAAUGCAGGGUUCCCCCACAAUGUCGUAUUCGAUGAGGAUGAAAUCCCAGCUGGUGUGGAUGCAAGUAAGAUUUCCAUGCCUGAAGAAGAUCUUCUGAAUGCACCAGGAGAGACUUACAGUGUCACUUUGAGUGAGAAAGGAACCUACACUUUCUACUGUGCACCACACCAGGGAGCUGGAAUGGUUGGCAAAGUUACUGUUAACUAAUUUUCUCACCUCUGUAUUAUGUAAAAGUUGAUUUGAGUUCCCAUCAAUUUCAACAUAUUCGUUUUAGUAUUGCCCUUUUCUUUUUGAGGUAAGCAUAUUUAUGGAUGUAAUGUCAUUUUGUGAUUAAUACCAACUUUUUUGGACUGUAAUAAGAUCAAAAAGUUCAACCUU
Messenger RNA from Solanum dulcamara, 1267 nucleotides. RefSeq names its product plastocyanin. NCBI's taxonomy places the organism in Eukaryota, Viridiplantae, Streptophyta, Magnoliopsida, Solanales, Solanaceae. The record is from RefSeq and is a predicted model, not a curated record. Gene Ontology annotation, cellular component: chloroplast thylakoid lumen. Bases 587 to 1096 code for a protein of 169 amino acids. Gene Ontology annotation, molecular function: copper ion binding. The transcript has a single exon.